AUGCAAGGUGGCGCCCAAGGGCAACUUAGGAAGUCAGCACGUUUGAAGGGCGAGGCUCCAGGCUCAGACACUAGCCCGCUGCCCGCGGGAACCAGCAGGAGGCCCGGGAGGGCCAACGAAAUUCUAGCGCCAGGCCCCGGCGCCGCAGCGGAAGCUGCGGAGCAACCAGCAGAACAGGCUGCCAGCAGCAGGGAGGCAGCAUUGCCAGCUGCCCCCACUUCCGCAACAGCAGAGGCCCACCCCGGGAGUGCAGGCACAGCGGGGGAGCAGCCCGCAGCCAGCCAAGCUGCGGGGCAGACCGCAGAAGCUGCGGGCAGGCCUGCAGGUGCAGGCCUGCCAGAUCUGGCAGCCAGCGGGGCUGCCAGACCAGCAGGACCUGCGGAGCAGCCAGCUGGCCCUGCGGGAGAGAUAGCCCGCAGCUCCGUAGAGCACGGGGCAGCGGUGCCGGUUGCGGGUCAGGCGGGCAGUGUGCCAAACAGCAGUUUGGAGGCAGAAAAAGUUGCAAAAGUUGCAAAAAUGGCAGAAACGGGGAAAUCCUGGGACCCAGGGCUGCACAACGUGUGGGAUUUGCACGGGGAAGAGGGUUUCGACAUAGAGAGGCUGCAGGCUUUGGUGCCACGCUUCGGGAUGAAGCCGGGGGGAGAGCGGAAGAAACUGUUGAGCGAGAUGAUUGGUCUUGCCAAUGCCCUUGUCGGGGAACAGGGGGCUGUAGCCAAUCAUGGGCUGCUACGCCAGGAGACGGCGGAGACCGUUGAGGAGGCUCGGGAGGCAUCCCCCGAGGAGACAGCCGAGGAGGCGGAGCCCGAGGCGCAGGAGGCCGUGGACGUGGGGGCACGUGGACGUGGGAGCAAAAGGCGAGGAGCGACUGGAGUUGCUGCGGGGCCGAGCUUGGAGAGAGCGGAGAACGUGGAGCCGGCUGAUGUGGCGGCUUUGCGUAGAUUCCUGCUUGCAGACAUUGGUGCAGUUGACGAGGAUGACUGGGACAGGAGGCUCUUCCCCGCACUUCUCCCAAAGUAUAAAAAGUAUCUCUCCCAGCAAGAACCGUUCCCGAAUCCGGAGAUGGACAUCUUGGAGGAGUUCGAGGCGGACGAUGUCUUCCAGCCAUCCCCAGACGAGCUUGCGAACGGAGUUGUUUUCAGGAAGGGGGGCCCACGCCAGCUCGGGGAAGCGGGGCGGAACAUGCUAACCAAGUGGGUAGAGAAGUACCCAACGGAGCGGACCAAGUUUGUAAUGGACGGGGUCGAAGGCGAGGACGAGAAGUUGCUGGGGUUGCCGGGGCCGUUGCUUGAGCGGAUGAUGCAGCAGAUCAGCGAGGGGACGUCGAUGGAGGCGGUGUGGAGCAGGGAGCUUAAUGCAGAAAAGGACGGGAAUUCGCUCACUUGGGAGUUGGGGCGGUUCGUGGGCUACUCGACGGACGAGACGCAGACCACAUUGGCCAGUAACGCUUGGGCCCUGGGUUACUUGGUGCAGCUCGAGAAGAAGGGACAGCCCGUCCUCGUGCCGCUGAUUCCGGGGUGCUCGAAGGACCAGUGGGGCGACACGGGGACGGCAGUGGAGCGGCUUGGCAGGAAGGAGGCGGAAACAACAGCUUCGGACAGAGCGCUGUUCGAAGUCCGCCCCCGCGUGCGGGACUUGCUGCCGUUGGCCGUCGAUCUCGAGGCCUAG
This is a messenger RNA of Klebsormidium nitens, 1665 nucleotides long. The record is from the annotation of a GenBank genome assembly. Lineage: Eukaryota; Viridiplantae; Streptophyta; Klebsormidiophyceae; Klebsormidiales; Klebsormidiaceae.